GAAGGAAUAAAAGACAAAGACAAUCUCCUCCUAUUCCUAUUAACACCAGUAAUGCUAUCAUCUCUCAACUGUAGAUUUUUUUUAGGUUCAGGGAUUGGGAUAUUCUGCUUCUUCUAAAAAGAUGAAUUAUUCCAUUACUCAUAUCACGACACACCACCUUAUUCCUAUUCCUUUUCAAACCCAUGUUUUGUUGCAGUAGUAAAAGAUUCUCGUAUCCCACCUAUCAUCUUCCCUUUUCCAAUAUCUAUCUUGUAUUAGAUUUUACAUUUUAGAUCAAAAUAAAUUUAAUUAUUUUUUUUAUUUAAUAUCUAACAUAUCAUAAUCUUGGCAUGUCAAAUUAUUAUUACGUGUGUGAUUAAACACACAGAGAGAGUGGGGGCGGCCUCUCAAAACACAAAAAACCAACCACAAAAUAUUAGCUUCAUUCUUCUUCUUCUUCUUCUUCUUUCUCUUUCUCCAUAGAUUCUCUCUUUCUUUAUUUUCUCUAGAUUCUCUCUUUCUUUAUUUUCUCUCCACUCACAGUCUCUCCCUCUGCUUCAAUUUACCUAGCUUCCUCUUUCAGCUAUCCCAACUUCUGUCAUCAUCUACGUACAGUUUGUAGGUGGUGCUGAUGUCUACUCCUGCGAGGAAGAGGCUAAUGAGAGAUUUUAAGAGGUUGCAGCAGGAUCCACCCGCUGGCAUCAGUGGGGCACCCCAAGACAACAAUAUUAUGCUCUGGAAUGCUGUCAUAUUUGGCCCUGAUGAUACUCCAUGGGACGGAGGCACAUUCAAGCUGACUCUUCAGUUUACAGAGGAUUAUCCAAACAAGCCCCCAACAGUGCGAUUUGUUUCUCGAAUGUUUCAUCCAAAUAUUUAUGCUGAUGGAAGUAUAUGUUUGGAUAUUUUACAAAACCAAUGGAGUCCUAUAUAUGAUGUAGCUGCUAUACUCACGUCUAUCCAGUCAUUGCUCUGUGAUCCCAAUCCAAACUCUCCUGCAAAUUCAGAAGCUGCUCGGAUGUUUAGUGAGAACAAGCGCGAGUACAACCGGAGAGUAAGGGAAAUAGUGGAGCAGAGCUGGACAGCAGACUAGCCCCAUGUGAAAUUUUCAAAGGCAUGUUUUAGUGAACAUUGCCAAUUCGUUACCUAAUGUCUGGAGCUGUUGAACUUCUCCUGAAUCUCUCAUGUCAUCUUUUCAUAAUAUGAAUGUUAGAACUAUUUGAUCGGUAUUAUACUAUGACUGUUGUGUGUGGUGUGUAUCUGUGCUUGUGUAAAAUAGUAUUUUAUGCUUCAAUUUGCGUUUAGUUUUCAUGAAAUGUCAUGCAUUCAUAUACAAGUGGUCUGAUUUAUUGCGAAUUAGAGGAAUUGCCACAUCUUGAAGGAGAGAUUAAUAAGAUGUUCAACAAGCUAUUCAUCAU
This is a messenger RNA of Pistacia vera, 1394 nucleotides long. Its product is annotated as ubiquitin-conjugating enzyme E2 2. Lineage: Eukaryota; Viridiplantae; Streptophyta; Magnoliopsida; Sapindales; Anacardiaceae. Bases 611 to 1069 code for a protein of 152 amino acids. The record is from RefSeq and is a predicted model, not a curated record. The transcript has 6 exons.